AUGGCAGCGCAUCACAGGGAAUUCAUUGGAAGGGCACUGGGGGCCCGUAGAGCAGCAGCAGCAACAGCAGCAGCAGCAGCAGCAGCAGCAGCAAAGGCCUUUGCUGCUGCUGGUGCUGCUGCUGCUGCCGCCGUUGCUGCUGCUGCUGCUGAUACCUGCUGCGAGCUGCCCCUAAAAAUUUGCUUUUGGGGGCGAUAUACAAAUGCUGUGCAGCAGCAGCUGCUGCAGUGCGAGCAACAGCAGCAGCAGCAGCAGCAGCAGCAGCAACAGCAGCAGCAGCAGCAGCAGCAGCAGCAGCAACAGCAGCAGCAGCAGCAGCAGCAGCAGCAGAAUCUACUUCAGGCGACAGACUGUCUCUCUUUUCUCCUGCAUUUUGUUUUGUAA
Molecule: messenger RNA, 384 nt
Organism: Eimeria mitis
Lineage: Eukaryota; Apicomplexa; Conoidasida; Eucoccidiorida; Eimeriidae
Exons: 1
Coding region: 1-384 (127 amino acids)
Source: RefSeq, a predicted model, not a curated record